Molecule: messenger RNA, 1228 nt
Organism: Effrenium voratum
Lineage: Eukaryota; Dinophyceae; Suessiales; Symbiodiniaceae
Source: the annotation of a GenBank genome assembly
UUGUAACUGUCCUCUGGGCCACUAAAGGGUCUGCAUUAAUGAAUGCGCAAUCCACGUUGAACAUGUUUUUGCUCAAGUUCGUGCUUUGCGAAAUACAUUUUUUCGGCGCCUGAUGUGAAGACUAUGUGGGCAGCGCAACCACGCUACUGAUCAUGUGAUGAGGGAAGAGGCUCAUGCAGUCUUCAGCGAGGAGCAUGCUACGAUCCUCCGGCAUGCGUUGGGAAGUACUGUGAUGUCAAGCUCGAGCACACUGGAAGGCCACGACCUCUUGCGGCUUUUUGCACCUAUGGGGGCCGUGGCAUCUGGUUUCCUCCACGCUUGGGGCAUGGCCUUGCGGAAGAGGUACGGUGAAGGAUCUGCAAACUACCUGGCGGAGCCGGGCUGGUGGGCCGGUGCCUUUGCCGAUUGUCUCGGUGGCGUUGCCUUCACUUUGAGCACCCCGCUUUUGGCAGUUGAGAUUUUGGUGCCCAUGACGGCGGUCGCACAGCUUGCCGCUGCUUUCGUCUGUGGCUGUUGCUUCUUCAAUGAGCGAAGCACCUUCAUGCAACAAGCUGGCUUCGUUCUGUCUGUCGUCAGUGUUGCUCUGCUGGGUGCUACGAAACAAGAGAAAGCGGAACCCCUGACCAGCAUCGAAGACUUCUGGCACCGCUGGCUACAGCCACAGGUGCUGGCGGUGCAUUGCUUCUGGCUUUGUAGUACUGUUCUUUGUUUUGUUGGCAUUAGUGAGCAGAACGGCUUUGCCGUCCUAUCUGCGUACUUUGAUGGCGUCCAGUUCCUCUUCACCCGGACGAUCGCUGCAAUGCUGGAGACCACAGGGUCUAUGGAUGCCGCCUUGGUGCGACUGUCUGUCUUCAAAGCGUUCUGCGCUUUGACGGCCAUUCACUGGCAGCAGGCUGCUCUUGGAGCCGACCUCACAAGCAUCGGUACGGUGCUCCCGCUGCUGCAGAACCUUACUGAAGCCUCGCUGGGAGCGCCCUUCUUCGGCGACCGCGUGAAGGUGACUCCGGCGCUGCUGGCCGCCUUGGCCGUGGCGCCGUUGAGCGUGUGGCUUUUGGCUCAGACGCCGGAGAGGCGUCGGCUUUCGAUGCUGCGGGCAAGGCGUGCAAGUACCGGUGCUUCUUUGGAUGAGGCAUUGUGCAGGUCCAGCAAAGCGCAAGGACUGGACACCAAGCGCGGAACCAUCUGAGAGACCCGGACCCGCAUAGCUGCUGAUUGGCUUCUGUGCGGA